This is a messenger RNA of Suillus plorans, 1601 nucleotides long. RefSeq lists its product as uncharacterized. The record is from RefSeq and is a predicted model, not a curated record. The transcript is spliced from 11 exons. Lineage: Eukaryota; Fungi; Basidiomycota; Agaricomycetes; Boletales; Suillaceae. The annotation marks the transcript as partial.
GCUGACAUCAUCCGGGUGCAUGAGAAAGGGGAUUACAUCCCUGGCAUUGUGGCUUCCUGUUCUAAGGAGCUGAUGAGGGUGCGUUCCAUGACUCCCCAGGUGUUGCCCAACUGGCACAGCAUUGGCCAUGAUGAUCCCCGGGUGGCUAGACACGCCUGGCGCAAGCAGGUCCGUGCCUGGGAGGCGUUGGGUGACAAUUCCUGUGAUCUCCCUGUUGUUUCUAAUCCUUCCACUGGCCCACUGACUGUCAAUCUUCCGUCUCCACCUGUCCCUUCCCCCGCACCUGUCCCUUCCCCGCCACUGAAAGGUAAGGCCAUUUCUGUUGACUUGGAGCCGGAAGUCGGAGGGAGCAACAAGAGGAAGUCCCCCAUGAUUUCUGGACACUCCUCCCAACCUCCGAAGUCGGCGAUGAAGGGUCACAAGCGUGUCAAGUCAACUGGACCCCCAAUCGAAGAUGAUGAAGACCCAAUUGUUCAGCCGAUUUCGCGUGGAGUGCCGGAGGUCCCCCAGUUGCCUCGUUCACCUGGUUCCCCCAAGAAGCAAUCAUUUGGGCCUGCUUCGGAAUCUCCCAUCAGUCGUCCGAGGCUCGGUCGUCCGGAAGUUGAGGAGUCCACUGGUGAUACUUCCAGCGCUUCGGACGGUGACCCUCCGGCCACUACCACAUUUGAUAUCACCAUUCCCGGCCCAAACAACCCCUGCCAUUAUUGCGUCAAGGAGAAUUGGCCCUGUGCGACUCGUUUGGACAAGAGGUCCAGCCUCCCCUGCUUGUCUUGCAUCCGCUGCUCCACCAAGAAGAUCAAAUGCAACCCGGCAUCUCUGGGAUCCCCGCCCAAACGGACCCGAGGGAAGUCUACCACGGGACGGACGUGUUCCAAGACACCUGCCCCUGCUCCAUCCACUGCUCCGUCUCCCUCCCGGUCAAGGGCCCGGACUCGUAGUCAAUCUCGUGGCCCGUCCCGAACUCCGGCCAUCCCUGCUGCAAGUACACCCCAGGUGCAGUCACGUGGUCGCAGCAAGACCAUCACUACCAAGAAGACACCUGCACCUGCACCUGCACCUGCACCUGCGCCAGCUCCUGUUCGGUCUUCCCAUGCCGUGCAUCUCCAUUCCAUGGCAAUCGCGAUUCGGGAUGGUGCAGCUCGCAUCGCUAUUCUUGAGGCUCGGCCCCGGCGCACGAUGGUCGACCCGCACCCUUCAUUUUCACUUCCGGACACACCGGCCGAUGCAACAAUCUUGCUUGAUCAAUCUGUCAUGGAACCCACACCCUUGAUGGUUGAGGAUGGAUCUGCUAUGGUAGGUCUCAUGGUUGAGCCCACCCAAGUUCAGCCUGAGGGUCCACAAUCCUCCGGCGAAAUUGUGCUCCCGGAUGAACCAGGCAACCUCUUGCCAGAAUCCUCCGGCGAUAUUGUGGUCCCUAAUGAACCAGGUAACCUCCUGCCAGAAUAUGAUUCCUCUGAUGAGGAUAUGGAUGUUGAGGGGAAGGUUGAUCUUCCUGGUGAGGAGGUUGCAAUGGCUACAUAAUUGCUCAGUGAUAGAUGUACAUAAAUCUUUUUCAAUGCAUGUUACCUAUGCCACAAUUGAAUGAUUCAAUAAUCAGUCCC